AUGAGAAACCACACUUUUGUGACAACAUUCAUUCUUCUCGGACUGACAGAAGACCCAAAGUGGCAAAUCUUCAUUUUCCUUUUCCUCUUUAUAACGUAUUUCAUGAGCAUCACUGGAAAUCUCACCAUCAUCCUUCUCACCCUGUUGGAUGCCCACCUCAAAACACCUAUGUAUUACUUUCUUCAGAAGUUCUCCUUCUUGGAGAUCUCACUGACAUCUACCUGCAUCCCAAGGUACCUGGUCAGCAUAGUGACCAUGGAUAAAACAAUUUCCCGUGAGGCUUGCUUCACACAGCUGUUUGCUGCUCUUCUGUUUGGCAUAGCACAGUUUUUCUUGCUGGCUGUCAUGUCCUAUGACCGCUAUGUGGCCAUCUGCAAACCCCUUCACUACACAACCAUCAUGAGCAGCAGAGUCUGCACUUCGCUCUUUGGCAUUUGUUGUGCCAUCGCCUCCUUAGCAAUCUUUCCUGGAGUUAUCGUAAGUCUUGGGGUAGAAUUAUGUGGUAACAUUAUUGAACACUUUAUAUGUGACUAUUCUCCCAUCUUGAAGCUUUCCUGCAAUGACUCAGCAUUUAUGGAAAUGGUAAAUUUUAUUUUUGCCAUUAUCACUCUCCUGAUCACCUUGGCACUUGUAAUGUUCUCUUAUGGGAGAAUCAUAAGUACAAUUCUGAGGUUCCCUUCUGCCCAGCAGAGGAAGAAGGCUUUCUCCACCUGUUCCUCCCACAUGAUUGUGGUCUCCAUCUCUUAUGGCAGCUGCAUUUUCAUGUAUAUCAAACCUUCUGCGGAGGAGAGAAUAUCUGCAAACAAGGGGGUAGCAGUGCUGACUCUUUCAGUUGCCCCCGUACUAAAUCCUGUCAUAUACACCUUAAGAAAUAAACAAGUGAAGCAAGCCCUGAAGGAUGUAAUUAAGAAAUGUACCUCAAAUACCUCACAGUAG
Messenger RNA from Nannospalax galili (Upper Galilee mountains blind mole rat), 936 nucleotides. RefSeq names its product olfactory receptor 6C74-like. Gene Ontology annotation, cellular component: membrane. The coding region runs from base 1 to 936 and encodes 311 amino acids. The record is from RefSeq and is a predicted model, not a curated record. Gene Ontology annotation, biological process: G protein-coupled receptor signaling pathway. Lineage: Eukaryota; Metazoa; Chordata; Mammalia; Rodentia; Spalacidae. Gene Ontology annotation, molecular function: olfactory receptor activity; G protein-coupled receptor activity. The transcript has a single exon.